This is a messenger RNA of Penicillium riverlandense, 3081 nucleotides long. Its product is annotated as putative GARP complex subunit (Sac2). Gene Ontology annotation, molecular function: syntaxin binding; oxidoreductase activity. The transcript has 6 exons. Gene Ontology annotation, biological process: retrograde transport, endosome to Golgi; Golgi to vacuole transport; endocytic recycling. The coding region runs from base 1 to 3081 and encodes 1026 amino acids. The record is from RefSeq and is a predicted model, not a curated record. Gene Ontology annotation, cellular component: GARP complex. NCBI's taxonomy places the organism in Eukaryota, Fungi, Ascomycota, Eurotiomycetes, Eurotiales, Aspergillaceae.
AUGUGGCGCGACCGCAUCUCCGGCACCUCGACUCCCUCCGGGGCUAAUCGCAGCAUCUCACCCUUGCCGCCCCGUUCAUCCCAUCUGUCCCCGAGUCCACACGGCCGUCCUGGGCCCGUGUCGCGCGCGUCGUCCACCACCUCCCUGCUCACCGUGAGCGGAUCCACCACCUCCCUCCCGCGACCAGAGACCAAGGAAACCAAUGUUCGCCGACCCCGUCCGGCCAAUGUUCCAGAUCCGCUGGAAGUGUUGAGCGGGAUCAUUGGAAAGGAAACCCAGACCGAGAAAGAUCUCCCCCGACGAUCCGCGCAAUUGGACAGCCGACCCGUGCAGCUGGUGGAAGUCGUGCAUUUUGACGGGCGCAGCCUCGAGGAAUUCGUGGCUGGGGAGCAAGAACGGGCGCUGGUGAAAAAGUCUCGAGGCAGUGAUGUCAACGCCCAAACAAUCCAGCAGUUCGAGAAGGAACGUGACAAGUUUCAGGAUCUCCACACGUCCAUCACAGGCUGCGACGACGUGUGCAAGUCGGUCGAACUCUACCUGAAUGACUUUCAGACUGAACUGGGCGCCGUGUCGGCGGAAAUCGAGUCCCUGCAGUCUCGCUCCACCCAAUUGAACGCCAUGUUGGAUAAUCGGCGCAAUGUCGAGCGUCUGCUGGGUCCGGCCGUGGAGGAGAUCAGUAUCGCCCCGAAAACCAUCCGAACCAUUGUUGAGGGUCCUGUGGAUGAGAAUUGGGUGCGCGCCCUGAAUGAAAUCGACGCCCGUACGACGAAUAUCGAAACCAAGGCGUCUGCAUCCAACGGGUUCAAAGCGAUUGAGGAUGUUCGUCCGCUCCUGGAAGAUGUGAAGAACAAGGCGCUCGAACGAAUCAGGGACUACUUGGUGGCGCAGAUCCGUGCGAUGCGGUCCCCGAACAUCAACUCGCAGAUCAUCCAGCAGCAACGGCUGGUAAAGUUUAAAGAUCUAUUCAGCUACCUGACCAAGGCCCACUCAAAUCUGGCGGGUGAGAUCUCACAAGCAUACAUCAACACCAUGCGCUGGUACUAUACCUCCAAUUUUACGCGGUAUCUGCAGGCACUCGAGAAAAUCAAGAUCUGGCCUAGUGACCGGAACGAAGUACUUGGAGGCGAGCCUUCCGGACACCGAACAGGACAUACCCACAGCGGCAGAGCUGGCUCUGCCGCACACGACCCAUUUUCCUUGGGCAGGCGGAUUGAUAUUCUCCGAACCAGUAACCCGCAGGCAUUAUCCUCAUAUCUGGCCGAGGAAGACAACCAUUUCCAUGGCAUUGAAUUACCAUUCCGGAACUUCAACGUCGCCCUCGUGGACAACAUCUCUGCCGAAUACUCUUUCCUCACCGAGUUCUUCUCUGCUUUGUCAUUCCAUCAAAUAUCGCGAAUGGCGAUGGACAUCUUCGAGCCAGUUUUCACCCUUGGCCAGAAUCUGACAAAGAAAUUGAUCGACAACACCACCGACUCCCUUGGCGUUUUGAUCUGUGUUCGUCUUAACCAGCACUCGGCCUUUGAGUUACAACGGCGCAAGGUGCCCGUGGCCGACUCCUAUGUUAAUGGGAUUAAUAUGCGCCUAUGGCCCCGGUUCCAGGUCAUCAUGGAUCUCCACAAUGAGUCGCUGAAGCGAGUCGGAUCGAAUACCGGUCGCAGUGCAGGUGCUGCACUGUCCAUCGCGGGCGGGGAUGACUUGAAAACGUCCUCGGCUCCGCACUUCCUCACCCAACGGUUUGGUCAGCUUCUACAUGGCAUCUUAGUCCUCAGCAGUGAUGCGGGAGAUGACGAGCCGGUAUCCAACAGCUUAGCUCGCCUGACUGCCGAAUUCGAUGCUCUCCUGGCGAAACUGAGUCGAAAUGGCACGGACGCGAAGCGGCGCGAGCGAUUUUUGUUCAACAAUUAUUCCUUGAUUUUAACCAUCAUUAGUGAUACCCAAGGCAAACUAGCGACAGAGCGACGACAGGUAAUUGGUGCCGGAGUCGUCGGUCUGGCGGCUGCGCGCCAGCUCGCCGCGCGAGAGGGCACCUCGACUAUCCUCCUAGAGAGACACGAUGCACCGGGGACGGAGACUAGCAGCCGCAAUUCCGAGGUCAUACACGCCGGCCUCUACUACCCGGCCAACUCCCUGAAAACAAAACUCUGCAUCCAAGGCCGGAACAUGCUCUACGACCUAUGCUCCACCCACGGUAUCCCCCACCGCAACACGAAGAAAUGGAUCGUCGCGCAGACGGCCGCUCAAUGGGAUGUGUGUCUGAAAGUCCACAAGCACGCACAGGGACUAGGUGAUGCGCCCACGCGGCUGGUAUCACGGGAAGAAGCGCUGCAGCGCGAACCAGACGUCAGAGCCGAUGCCGGGAUAGUGGAGAGCGAGACGACGGGCAUCGUGGACAGCCAUGCACUCAUGACAUACCUACAGGGUUCAUUCGAGGAACGCGGCGGCGAUGUCGCUUUCAAGACGCGCGUGACGAAUAUCCAGCCCGUGGCCGCCGGCGGCUAUGAAAUUACGGCCGUGUCUGACGAGGACGGCUCCGAGACGACGAUUACCACCGAGACGCUGAUUAACAGUGCUGGACACGGCGCCUGCGCAAUCAGUAAUAUGCUUCUCCCACCAGACCGCCACCGUGUUCCGCAUUAUGCCAAGGGAACGUACUUCUCGUACGCUGCAUCACGACCCAAAACGUCCGUCCUCGUUUACCCAGCUACUGUACCAGGCCACGGUGGACUCGGCACUCAUCUCACACUAGACAUGGGCGGGCGCAUCCGCUUCGGACCAGACGUUGAAUGGGUCGACGACCCAAAUGAUCUCAAGCCCUCGCCGGCUCGACUGGAGCAAGCUCUCCCUGAGAUCCAAGCCUACCUGCCGGGCGUGGAUGUGUCCGCUAUCUCGCUGGAUUACUGUGGGAUUCGACCUAAGCUUGGUCGCGGAGCGGGUGUUAACGAGGGGAAGGGGUUUCAGGAUUUUGUGAUUCAAGAAGAGGAGGGGUUUCCUGGGUUUGUGAAUUUGUUGGGCAUUGAGAGUCCAGGGUUGACGAGCAGUUUGGCAAUUGGGCAGAUGGUCGAUGGCAUUUUAUAUCGGUAA